CGCGAAUGCAGAGGGAGGUGCGCGGUGUUCCUAAAUUGCGUGGGUUCUGCCGUGGGAAACUGCGUGGCAGGGUCAGGGCUUGCUGAAGUACGUUGCGAGCGGUGGGUUGACAAAACAAAGUAUGUUUCCUGUCUGGCUGCCCCUCAUGUUCUUUGUGGACACCUAGGACCCUGGAGACAAGUGUAAGCAAGUGAGGGUUGCUGCAAUGGAGGAGUCCGGAGCGUCGACGCCGCGUGGCAAGAGCUGGCGGCGCGAGCGCGAGGGCCGCGAGCGGCGGCUGAAGGAGCGGCGCGGCGAACUGUCGGCGCCGCCAGCCGAGCGGGCGCCGCCGGCCGCGCGCGUCCGCAACAGCGACAGCACCAGCAGCGGCGAGGGCCGGCGGCGAGGCUCGCGCGAGCGCGCCGGCGAUGCCGCCAGCAAGGCGAGCAAGGCGCGUGACGCGGCCGACGCCGAGGCGCGCCGGCGCGCCGACGAGGAGCUGGCCAAGAAACAGGAGGAGGAGGAACGGCACGCCCGCGAGGAGGAGGAGAGGCGCCAGAAGGAGGAGAAGGCACAGCGUGAGAGGGAGGAGCAGGAGCGGCGUGAGGUGGAGCUCGAGGAGCAGCGGAAGCAGGAGGAGCAGGGGUUCCUGAACAGCUACAUUAUAGAGACGGAGGAGCGCAUGGCCACCAAGGCGGAGCUAAGGGAGGCCAACCUGGCGGCGGCCACGGAGCGGCAGGAGGUGUCGUUUUCCGCACUGGACUCGAGCCUGAAGAAGAACACGGCGUUCGUCAGGAAGCUCAAGACGUUCACCGAGUCGCAGAAGGACAGUGUGAUCAAGGAGAUGCUGGCCCUGAACCUGACCAAGUACAUCAGCGAGGUGGCGUCGGCGCUGGUUGAGGUGAAGCUUAAGAUGACAGACGUGCCAGCCGCCGUGGAGGUGUGCUCGGCGCUCCAUCAGCGCUACGCCGAGUUCUCGUCGCACAUGAUGGAGAUCUGGCACAAGGUGCUGACCUUCAAGCGCGACGAGAAGGUGGCCAACCCGAGCAAGCUGCGCGUGGACCUGCGGCUCUACGCCGAUCUGGUCUCCGCGUGCGUGCUGCCGAGGAAGGAGGCGCUGCCGCUGCUGGGCUCGGCCCUGCAGGUGCUGGUGGCGCAGGACAAGGCCGGCCACGCCAACGUGAGCGUGCUGCUCAGCUUCUGCCGGCACUCUGGCGACGAGUACGCCGGCCUGACGCCGCGUCGCGUGCGCCAGCUGGCUGAGCAGUACGGCCGCGCGCUACCGCAGAGCAGCUUGCUGCCACCCGAGAAGCAGAAGAACGUGCGCCAGCUGUUCAAGGACUACUACGCUUCGGUGUCGCGGCACCUGGUGAAGGAGCACCAGACGCUCAUCAGUGUGCAGCGAGCCAACCGGCACGCGCUGCAGACCAAGGGCGAGCUGUCGGCCGAACGCCAGGAGCGGCAGCAGCAGGCCGAGGCCAGCUACCGCAAGCUGCUGGUCUCGACUGAGCAAUUGGCCGAGCUGGUGGACGAGCCACUGCCCGAGCUGCCCGAGGACGCCGAGCAGCGGGCCGAGCAGCAGCUGCUAGAAGCGGCCGCGCAGGAGGGCGUGGUGGGCGACCAGCAGCUGAUCUGGGAGGACGACGACCAGCGCAGCUUCUACACCAACCUCAACGACUUGCGCGCCUCCAUCCCGAGCAUCCUCUACAGCGACAGCCAGCAGGCGACCGAGCCGACCGACGAGCCCGAGCCGCCGCCCGAGGAGAUGGACGACCUGCCCGACGAGGUGAGCGACGAGCAUCUGCGCGAGCCCGAGGAGGAGCCGGAGCCAGACACCGCCGUCAACUCGUCCAACAAGCUGUUGCUGGACGCCUUCCUCAACUCGCUGCCGUCGCGCGUCAGCCGCAGCCUUAUCGACCAGGCUGCCGUCGAGUUCUGCAUGAGCCUCAACACCAAGAACAACCGUAAGAAGCUGGUGCGCGUGCUCUUCAACGUGCCGCGCACGCGGCUGGACCUGCUGCCCUUCUACGCGCGCUUGGUGGCCACGCUGCACCCCUGCAUGCCGGACGUGGCCUCCGACCUGGCGCAGAUGCUCAAGGCGGACUUCAAGUAUCACGUGCGCAAGAAAGACCAGAUCAAUAUCGAGACGAAGCUGAAGGUGAUGCGCUUCAUCGGUGAGCUGGUCAAGUUCGGCAUGUACGGACGCAACGAGGCACUGUGGUGCGUGCGAAUGCUGCUCAACGACUUCGCGCACCACCACGUGGAGAUGGCGUGCGCGCUGUUGGAGUGCUGCGGCCGUUUUCUCUACCGCACCGUCGAGACGCACCUCCGCACCAAGGUCUACCUGGAGCAGCUGAUGCGCAAGAAGGCGGCCAUGGCGUUCGACAGCCGCUACGUGACCAUGAUCGACAACAUGUACUACACGGUGCUGCCGCCGGAGGGGGCGGCGCUCAGCGUGCGGAAGGAGCGGCCGCCGCUCCACAACUACAUGCGGAAACUCAUUUACCAGGACCUGGCCAAGAACACGACCGAGAAGGUACUGCGCCAGCUGCGCAAGCUGGACUGGUCGGACACCGAUACGGCUGCCUACUGCAUCCGCUGCCUGUCGUCGGUGUGGCGGAUCAAGUACUAUCACAUCCGCUGCCUGGCCAGCCUGGUGGCCGGGCUCAGCCAGUAUCAGGAGGACGUGGGACCGCACGUGGUGGACAACACGCUCGAGGACAUCCGGCUGGGCAUGGAGUUGAAUGAGGUGCACUUCAACCAGCGGCGCAUCAGCGUGGUGCGCUACCUGGGCGAGCUGUACAACUAUCGCCUGCUGGACACGGCCGUCGUUUUCAAGGUGUUGUUCUCGCUCAUCUCGUUCGGCGUCAGUCUGGAGCCAGAGUCGCCGUCGCCGCUGGACCCACCGGGCAGCGAGAUGCGGCUGCGGCUCGUCUGCGUCGUGCUCGACACGUGCGGCCGCUAUUUCAGCUCUGGCUCAUCCAAGCGUCAGCUAGACCAGUACAUCGUGUACCUGCAGCGCUACUUCUGGACGCGCAAGGCGAUGGCGGAGGCGGCGCUGGCGGCCGGCGCGGACGGCGCCGAACCGUUCCCUGUGCGGCUGGAGUACAUGUACCGGGACACGCUGGCGGCGCUGCGGCCGCGGCUGGCGCUCUGCCGGGACCGCGAGCAGGCGACUGCCGCCGUGGAGCGGCUGGAGCUACCGGCCAUAGUUGAGGAGCCGCCGGCAGCGCCGGCCGGGCCCGGCGGCGAGGAUGGCGACUUCGACGAGCCGGAGGAGGAGAGCCUGUCACAGCAGCUGACGCCACCCGACGACGACGAAGACGAUGACGACGCUGACGUUGACGCCGACGCCGACGCUGACGCCGACGUGGAAGAGGCGGUGGCGCCGCGCGGAACGCAGGACGAGCCCGACGACGAGCUGACGGACGAGCUGGCGGACGAGGUGGAAGAUGGCGACGCGGCUGUCGACGCCGCCGCCGACCUAGCGCCGCAACGCAUCGCCUGCGCCGAGGACGACGACUUCCUUUCGGCCUUCGACAAGAUGAUCUCGGACAGCAUCAUGGAGCGGAGCCGCGAGUCGGUGAAGCCGCAGUUUGAGCUUUCGGCGCCCAUCUCGACCAGCGGCCCGGUGCGUAAGACGUACGGCCAGUUGCGCCAAGAGCAGGAUGACGCCGAGCGACCUCCGCGCAACACCAUCACCUUCUUGCUGCUCCUGCGCCGCGGCAACAAGCAGCAGCACAAGAGCUUAGACGUGCCCGAGGAUUGCGACCUGGCCGUCAGCCUGCGCAGCCACGAGGAGGCGGAGCGCGAGGAACGCGAGCGCGUCAAGCAGCUGACGCUGCACAUCAACGAGCGCCAGGAGGAGGAGGAGAUGCAGGAGCUGCACAACAGCGCGCCGGUCAAGCCACUGAAUCCCAACCGCGAACGGCGGCCCAAAUACCAGCACACCAAGGGGGUGCCCGACGCCGACCUCAUCUUCGGUCCGAAGCGCUCCAAUCUGCGGUGACGGCCCGACGGCCGGCCCCGGCAACAUGAAGAGCUUGACGUCCCAGCGGCGGUCGGCGCCCGCGCGGCCCUCGCGCCGCACCCCGGCCCGGCGCGGCCGGCACACGGCGCCGACGGUGGCGCGCGUGUGGAGCCCACGCGGAGGCGCACGCGGACGGCUGCGGCGCGCGCGCGCGCGUAGCAAGAGCAGCGCGGCGAGCCAGCGCCUGUCACCCGGCGCUCUUUAAGUCGGCCUCGAACGGAACUAGUGCAAAACGCCGCCAGGAUAUCGUACAAAAUGCCAGUGCCCUCCUGAUGGCAUGCCAUUGUGCCUGUGGAAGGCUGCUGAUCAUCUUAUGGCUUUGGAUUGCACGCAAUGGAUACCGUUUUGGCAGCGUUGAUCAUCACUAAGCGCCACAAAUUUGUUCCACGAUGUAAAUCCGCGUUUUGGUUCCAAGGAUCAUCAUUUGGUUUGUCAUGAUUUGGGUUUGGCUUGUUUGAAGAGGGUGAAUCGGCUGCAUAUCACAAGUCACAACAGGUCAGAAGUUUUCACGUUUUGGGUUUCAAGUAAUAAAAGCAUAUCUAAGA
Molecule: messenger RNA, 4554 nt
Organism: Pollicipes pollicipes
Lineage: Eukaryota; Metazoa; Arthropoda; Thecostraca; Pollicipedomorpha; Pollicipedidae
Gene: Upf2
Product: UPF2 regulator of nonsense mediated mRNA decay
Exons: 3
Coding region: 206-3988 (1260 amino acids)
Biological process (GO): nuclear-transcribed mRNA catabolic process, nonsense-mediated decay
Cellular component (GO): cytoplasm; exon-exon junction complex
Molecular function (GO): RNA binding; protein binding
Source: RefSeq, a predicted model, not a curated record